CCCCCUGAACGGUUCUUGGUUCUUGCUCACCACCGUCAACUGGACCUCGUGGUCAUCCCCUCUCACAGUCAGUCAUUCUUUUACUAAUUCUGUUCUUUCGCUCCUUCAUCAAGUUCUACGUUGCGCCUUGCUUUUUGGCCUUUGCCUGUCGCCGUUGAUUCAGUGCCGGACCCACCGUAGGCGCGAUCAAACGCGUAUUGCGCGUAUCAACUCUGGAUACAACCAACCCUACUCCCAGAAACCCUGCUGGAUCAGGCGCAUAGCUUCCAUCAUGAGGAACUUGCAAAGAGUGGCUGUCCCCAGGCCUCUAUAUGUUCCGUCGCUCUUCCGAAGCAGCAUUCUAGCACCCAGACGGUCGAAUUGCCGUCCAUUCGCCCAACAAUUUGGCCCGACAAGCAAUAUCCCAGGUACCGACCAAGAAGAUGAAGAAAGGCCAAAAGCUUCGAAUCCCGGAUCAGAACCCAAAAGUCGUCUGGGACCUACCAUGUCCCGGGCCUUUGAAGCGGCCAUGACAACAUUUGCAUCAAUCGCCGUUCUUGGCCUGGCUGGGUACUCGUAUCACCUUUACUACAAGUCUCUGGUGCUGCGCAAGAUAGAAAAGGCCUUUGCCCCAGGCGACCCGAUGCUUGAACUUGCAUCUCCAGCUGAACCUCACGCGCCUCCACCAGAAGAAUCAACCGACGAAUCCGACCACUGGAUAGCCCGACCCGAGCAGACCAAGAUUAAUGCUAUUGUUAAUGGGGAAUCAAAAGGGAGAUAUUAUCUCCUCGUUGGCGAAAAGGGCACCGGAAAGUCCUCGAUGCUGCUGGAGGCAAUGAAGGAGAGAAAUGGGGAGGGUGUCUCCAUGUUCGAAGCUCAUGCCGACCUCGAAAUCUUCCGCAUCCGACUCGGAAAGGCACUGAACUACGAGUUCCAUGAGGAUUACAUCGGGUCGUUGUUUUCGAUCCGCGGCCCACGAGACACCACCGCGCUGCUUGACAUUGAACGGGCAUUCAACAAGCUUGAGAAGGUCGCUCUGGCAAACAGGAACCGGAUAGGCAAAACGGGCCGCAAAGGCCCUUUCAUUCUCAUCGUCAACUGCGCGCAUCUCAUCCGCGACAAUGACGACGGGAACGACCUGAUUGAACUGAUGCAGCAGCGAGCCGAACAGUGGGCGGCCGCCAAUCUUAUCACCAUGGUCUUCAAUUCCGACGACUUUUGGGUCUACGAGCGCCUCAGGCGCUAUGCGACGAGAAUGGAGGUGAUUCCAAUCCUGGAUCUCCCAAAGACUCGCGCCAUCGCCGCAUUGGAACGAUACCGCGCCAAGUACUUCCCCGAACAGCAACGGGACCCCGAAAUCCUCAAGCAAGUCUACGACCUGGUGGGCGGCCGGCUCAAUUUUCUGAACCGGGUCGCCAAAAGCUCCGACAUGUUGAAAAUGUGUCGACAGAUCAACCAGUCGGAGAAGACAUGGUUCUUGAACAAGUGUGGUAUCCUGGGUGAGGAGAUGGACGACGAUGUCAUGGACCAGCAGAAAUAUGCCAGCGCUGCCAUGGUGCUGGCGAGGGCGCUGGUGGAAAGAGAAAAGGACAUGGAGUCGAGCUACCACGACGAGCACGGGCACAUUCUGCCGCAAAUUCCUCUCUACAUUGCUCGUCAAAUCAUGACUCGGGCGGAUUUCAUUCAGAGCUACGACCAUGAGAAUAUCUUCACCAUCGACAGCAGUGCCAUGGUCCGCGCGGACAGCGUGCCCAUGAUGAACGCCUUCAAAGAGAUCUGUGCGGAACCGGGAUUUAACGACUAUCUCGAGGCCACGCUGGACCGGAUCUCAGCCAUUGAAAGCAUCAACAGGACCAAGGAACUAACCUUCAAAGAUUUGUGGUUAGAACAAAAAGGAGAACAACGGGGCAAAUACUCAUUUGUUACAAAAGAUGCGCGCGGCCGGGAGACUGGCACCAUUGAAAUGCGAGUCCACCCAGAUAACCCACCCGAGGAAGAUGACGACUAAGGACUAGGAGAGUUGACAAAGACACCCACCAAUAUCUUACCUUCCUCUCUUGGCCCAAAGAGGUUCGCUCAAUCUCCAUUCCACUUCGGUUCCAAGCAUGCCAUGCACUGCCGAACCAUGUCGUGAGGGUACCGAAUUCCGUCCCAGUCACUGUCCUCCCAGGUGCGAAUCAAACCGAGAUAGUCGACACCGCAGCCUGGGCAGAAAUUCCUGUUUCUGCGCGCGUCGUUAAUCCAUCUUCUUGAGCCUCCAGCGAACGGGUGUUGGCUAUGGUCGCGAACGAAGACCAGUCGUUCCGCUUCCAGGGCCAUCAAAUUGUCGCGGGCAGCGGUGGAGAGCGUUUCAUGCAGCGUUCUCCUGCAACUCUCGCACUGCCAUUGGGAAUCGGGUUGGUCAACGACGUCGCCGCCGUGCUUGAAGUCACAUCGGCAUGGCUCCCCAGUUCGGGCUCCUGGGUGGUCUCGAUGGAAACGCCAGCCGCAAGGCCGGCAGUAAUGGAGUUCAUAGGCUCCCUCGGCCCACCGGCUGCCCUGCGCGAACAUGACACAAUAGGUACAAACGAGCUUGCCACAGCCAGAGAAGCCGCCUUCGCUCUUCCAGGUCCCUAAGCCAUGGCAGGGUUUGACGACCAACCUGUCAGAAGGGAUACCGCAAUCGUCGCAUGGGAUGGCCUGCACACCUGCGAAAUAGGGAUCUUUAGUAUCUGCCUCGGUACGGUCAUAGGGGUAUGGCUUCAACUCCUGGGCGGUGGUCUUGCAAGUCAUGCGGAGUCGAGCGUAAUCGUAUCUGUCAAGAAUACCGGAUUCGCGCAAGCCAUCUACGAAAGGGGCGACCCGAUUGAAGACGCUGAGGAAGUCCGGCCUUGGUGCCGAGUAAAUUGGAUAGUCACCGGGACUGUUGGUUGUGGUCAGCAAGGAUCCGGUCAGGUCAUGGUGGUGCUGCUUACCUGGGGAUCCCUCACCAUAUUCGAACAUUAUAGUGUCAUUCUUCGGAUCUGCCAUGUUUGUCAUUCUUCUUCUUUCUUUCUACAAUAUGACUAAAGAUGCGACCGAGAUGAGAUGGGAAUUCUUGACAGAAUAUAUACGCCUGUUGGGAACAUGAUUUGAUUGUCUGGCAGAUAGCAUAACCAGCGAUCAAAAUACAAUGGCAUUGUGCCCAGCUUUUGACACGAAUCUCGAUAGAGGAAUAAAGAGCC
Molecule: messenger RNA, 3182 nt
Organism: Cladophialophora immunda
Lineage: Eukaryota; Fungi; Ascomycota; Eurotiomycetes; Chaetothyriales; Herpotrichiellaceae
Exons: 1
Coding region: 272-1987 (571 amino acids)
Source: RefSeq, a predicted model, not a curated record